AUGUAUCACGACGUUUCGGCCUUCCUCCCUCGGUCGGUGAGCAACAAAGGUGAUAGAUUUGGGAAACAGCCCAAGAAAGCGAGAUUGCCUCUCCUCCUUCCAACAGUCAUGCAAGGCGCCCCGGUCGUGUCGGACAGUCGCCUUUUGCGCCUGCCACCCGAACUCUUAGGCGACAUAGUGGAUCUAAUCGCGGAUGACCACGCCACUCUCGCUGCAUUGGCCUUAGUGAACAGCGAUUGCAGACAGCUGGCUCGUUCCUGCCAAUUCGCAGAGGUCUGUUUUGACUACGGGUGGAAGUCAAGUCAAAUUCUGCUUCUCCUGUUGGCGGAAACCGUUGUUCGGCAUGGUGGCAAGGCCCCGAACGGAUGUCAUGCUCUCCGCCCGCCCUUUGUCGGGCCUUGCAUUCGCAGUGUUACGGUUCAUCCUCGCCCAGAAUAUGUCGCUCAAUGGCAACCUGAUCUUCGCGCCUCUUGUUUGGGAGAGAGCUCCGAUCUCUCUGAGGAGCAGCGCGAUGAAAUACGGAAGAAAGUCCUCGGUCGGUACAUGACGACAUUCCGCGAUCCUGUCUUGGGCGUCCUGGAAGAAGCAAUACCCAAUCUCGAGACACUUUCAUGGUGUGAUCCCAUGUGUCUGGACGACGUCUCCCUCGGAAUCAUCACAUCUCUGCCCAUACGACAUCUCAAAAUGUCUAGGGCCCCGAUAGGGGAGUCAGUUCCUCUUGAACAGCCGCUGGCUCCGGCAGCGUUGCCUCUCGAAUCGUUAUUGUUUGGCGCCCACACAUGCAUUGACGACGUUCACCGAGGACGGGCCGACGGCGCCAACUUCUGGAAAUGCUGUCCAUCGGUCGGCGAGACGUUCAUUUCCUUCGGUCCGGAACAUAUGGAGUUCCCCCGUCUCCGGCAGCUUUCCCUAUCCUCCGUCUACGCCGACUUCGAUUCGAUGGCUUGGUCUUCACUCCUGUCCGCGCCGCUAAGGCACCUUGCGUUGCCCGCCCCGGUAAAUAAAAAUGCACACCAGACCUUAUCCACUUGUCGGCCUUUCUGCGGCCUUGAGACGCUGGUGGUGCCACUUCUCGGCCCGGAGGGUUCGGCGGGGGCACAAGCUAUUAUCGACUUCGUUUCACGCCAUCCGCACCUUUGCAGACUGUCGGUCGGUUUCGGUGUGCCAAAACUCUUGGAUUCAUAUCUCCUUCCCCGCCUUUCUGACGGCAGAUGGUCGAACCUCACGUCCCUGUCGUUGGCGUGGUGUCAGACCGGACCGCUGAAAGAAGGAGCGGCAGACAUUGUAACCAUUCCCGCAAAGUCGCUGGCUGCCAUUGGAACCAUCACCUCAUUGGAGCAGUUACAUCUAAGUGCCGGCAUACCCGCGGGAUGGCGCCACCAGUGGUUGGUCGAUCAUGACGUGGUGCGGUCGAACCUUGGAGGGUUGACAAGGCUGAAGAAACUAGCCUUGUCGCGAGAUACAUAUCUGGUGCCUGGUGGCUUGCCUCGUUCUCGAUUGGAAGCGUACUACGAAGAUCGAUUCCCAACUCUGUCGGACCUUGAUGGUGCGGCGGAAUGGCAUGAAGACGCAAGCCGGGACACUGCUUUCAAGAUUUGGGAACACGCCCAUCGCAAGCGCAUGGUUGAGGAAGCAAACAAGUACGCAAUUCUGUUUCAAGGGCUAGAAUGGAUCUUAUGCGGGCAAUGGCCGAUGGAUAUUCGUAAGGAGCAGACAUCCGGCGCCAUCAAACGCUUUGCUGUGCCUUUAGGCGAGGAGAGAGAUUCCUGUUCGACGUUCCUCCGUCGGAUAUUUGCAAUGGGGGAUGAUGAUGAGUUUUAA
Molecule: messenger RNA, 1821 nt
Organism: Chaetomium fimeti
Lineage: Eukaryota; Fungi; Ascomycota; Sordariomycetes; Sordariales; Chaetomiaceae
Exons: 2
Coding region: 1-1821 (606 amino acids)
Source: RefSeq, a predicted model, not a curated record